Nerophis ophidion (straightnose pipefish) is the source of this 2297-nucleotide messenger RNA. It is a transcript of the gene fpgt, whose product is annotated as fucose-1-phosphate guanylyltransferase. The coding region runs from base 380 to 2146 and encodes 588 amino acids. Gene Ontology annotation, molecular function: transferase activity, transferring phosphorus-containing groups. Lineage: Eukaryota; Metazoa; Chordata; Actinopteri; Syngnathiformes; Syngnathidae. The record is from RefSeq and is a predicted model, not a curated record. The transcript has 6 exons.
CGUUCUUCAGAACGAAUCGUUCGCGAACUACACAACACUAUCACCAUGCCGGGAGCGCGGAUGUUGUCAUGACCAUGCUUAGGACUACCGUUGAGAACUCAGCCAACACGCCUCGUCUGCAUUUAUGACAAUUAGACGGACUGCACACCAUUGUUGUUACGUCCUUUCGUCUAUAUAUGUGUCAAAAUAUGCGUGAUACGUUAACAAGCGAGCGCAAUCUGGAAUGUUGUGACGUGAUGACGUCACGACGCGUGCGCGGCUCCAGCUGUACGUGCACGCUUCUGUUUUGACCGAGAUGAUGCAAUAAAAGCAUUCAGCGACGCAAGUUCAACUCCUUCACUUAAAACCUACAGGACAGCGCAAUUUCUACACAUAUGAAAUGGCCCUUGUACGUGAUGACGUGAACCAAAGGUCUAUCCUUGACAUCAAAAAUGCAACAGUCGAAAAGCUUAUGAAAUUUAAGUCUUUGUGCGGUCGGCAAGUGGACAGUGGUACAUUUUGGGACGUGGUGGUCGUGACUGCCAUGGACGAGAGACAGAAAUAUUCCUACGAGGAUCAGAUCAAAAAAAAGGUUGACCGCAAAGUACUCCCGCUUGGUAUUCCCUACAAAGUCUUCUCAGAUCCCCCUGGAUGUAAAAUAGGCAAUGGAGGCUCCACGCUGCACGCUCUGAAGAACCUUAGAGAUAUCUAUGGCAAAGCUCUUUGCAAAAUGAAAGUCCUUAUGAUCCAUGCAGGAGGGUUGAGUCAGCGCCUGCCCAGUGCCAGCGCCUUCGGGAAGAUCUUCACCACCUUGCCGCUGGGUGACCCACUCUACCAAAUGCUGGAGCUCAAGCUGGCCAUAUAUGUGGAUUUCCCCUCUCACAUGAAGCCUGGCGUGCUGGUGACUUGCGCCGACGACAUCGAGCUCUACAGUAUCGCAAAUGACGAAAGGCUGGUGUUCGACAAACCCGGCUUCACUGCUCUAGCCCACCCCUCGCCGCUGUAUGUUGGCACUACCCACGGCGUGUUCGUCUUGGAGCCACCUGAGGACUCGGCUUUUCGAAAAAUGGAGACGAAAAUCUGCUUGCGCUUUCUUCACAAACCGAGCAUUGAAAAAAUGCGAGAAAGCGAUGCUGUUUGUAAGAAGAAAAGCGAUUGUUUUCCAAUAUGUGAUCCAGAGUUUGUCUACACAGACAGCACCUAUUACAUGGACUUUGAUACUUCUCAAUGUCUCCUUAAUGUGCUCAAAGAGCUAGGACCUUUAGAGUGCGAGAUUGACGCAUACAGCGAUUUUCUCCAAGCGUUAGGCCAGCAAGCCACGAUGGAACACACCUGCAACACAGCCAACGUCACCAAACAUGAUAGUAGCCUAGUGGACGUCCGCCAAAAGAUUUUCCAUCUUCUCAGAGGGACUCCGUUGAACGUGAUUGUUCUCAACAAUUCAAAGUUUUAUCACAUAGGAACCACGUCGGAGUACCUCUCUCAUCUCACCGAUGUUGAUGGCUUGAGGAGUAUGCUGAACCUCCUAUCGUGGAAUUUCAGUGUGCUCUCUAAUAAAAACAUAAAUGAGGAUUCCUGUGUGCUAGCCAGCCUCCUCCUUUCCAGUUGCUCUGUAGGAGCCGGGUCCGUGGUGGAGUACUCCAGACUGGAAGAGGGGGUGUCUGUAGGCAAGGGCACACUGGUCAGCCGAUGCUGGGUCAGUCCAGGCUUGUCAGUGCCCGACGGAGUCUCUAUACAUACACUUUGUGUGACCCAGCAGAACAGAAGCGGCUUUGUAACAGUCGCUUUUGGAGUCGACGACAACCUAAAGUCCGGCGUGGAAGCUGCUGCGUCUAUGGAAGGACUGACCCUGUGCGGGGUGACUCUGGACGCCUGCACAUCCAGCUGGGGGCUGGGAGACCAAGUCUUGAGGUUCUCCGGUGACACGUCCCGCUGUAGUUUGUGGAACGCCUGUUUGUUUCCAGUUUGCUCUGAUGCAAAGAGCUCGUUCUCUGUGUCUCUCAAGAUGCUGCAGGCCGUCCUGGGCGGAUCUGCUUUAGAGUUACAAGACAGGAAGUUGAUAUCACUGCAAGAGGCCCUACAGUGUCAGAAUCUGCAGGAGAUGCAGAACUUCACAGACAGACUUGGGUAUGAAAUUGCACAGAGAAGGCUUCCCGCGAAGGAAUGAGGAGAGUGACGGUUUUUCUUCAGACUCAAAUUAGGAUUUUGAUGGAAGUUGGUCAACCCAAAAACAAUCAACUGCAACUAUUCUUCUCUUCUAUUUCAAUAUUCCAAGACUUUGUGACAAAUAAAUACAUAAUAAAUUAUGAGAUACUUUU